Messenger RNA from Didymosphaeria variabile, 600 nucleotides. RefSeq lists its product as uncharacterized. Lineage: Eukaryota; Fungi; Ascomycota; Dothideomycetes; Pleosporales; Didymosphaeriaceae. The transcript is spliced from 2 exons. Bases 1 to 600 code for a protein of 199 amino acids. The record is from RefSeq and is a predicted model, not a curated record.
AUGGCAACGAAGCCCGUUACCAAUAUCGACCAAUUCAUGUUUGCCGGACUUACUUCAGCAAAGCUUGGCCAGAAGCUGAAGAAUAGCACGAAGGAGAGGUAUGCGCAAGCGAAGACAUUAUUUGCGAUGCCCAGGAGGCCAGGGAUUCUCCAUGGACCCCACAAAAUCUUUGUGUUUUGGGAGUCGGUCGGGCUGCUCGCGGAUACGCUGCUGGCCGGUACGAUAUCCCCGGUGCAUCGACGGUACAGUAAUAGCGAAGCGACCAAUAGGUAUGAUGAGAAGAGACCCGCAAUGGAAACAGAGAUGAUACCGUUGAAUGCCGUUGAUGAGCCGAUGUUGACAAGCGCGAGCACGCAUGCAAUAAGGGUUGUUGUAGCCACGGACAUUCGCCACCCUGGCAGACCUUUGUCGCGAGAAAAGGCCCAGAAGACUCGAGACGAAGACGCUAAUAGACCAACAGUAGCAGAAGUGGCCAAGCAGAAUAUCAAUGAUGCCAUCACAGCCGCUGCUGCUGUUGAGUUCGUGGCAUGUUUGAAAAUUGCCAUAAAUGGAUACGCUGGGUUCUCUGCGAGCGCAGCGUCGAUGUCUCCGGCUCGGUAG